Messenger RNA from Papaver somniferum (opium poppy), 1938 nucleotides. RefSeq lists its product as uncharacterized. The transcript is spliced from 3 exons. Lineage: Eukaryota; Viridiplantae; Streptophyta; Magnoliopsida; Ranunculales; Papaveraceae. The coding region runs from base 768 to 1580 and encodes 270 amino acids. The record is from RefSeq and is a predicted model, not a curated record.
UUCAUUUCCUUGGCAAAAGUUGGAGUCAUAGGUUUUCGUUUCUGGUCGGAGUCAUUCAUCCAGAACUUAUUUCUCCGCCAUUAGAUUGGGUUCCAGGCACGGGUAUUUCAUUCCAAUUUCUAUUAGUGUUUUGAACUUCAAAUUUUUAUUUGGGGGGUUUAUUAGGGUUUAGGUUAUUCACUGAGGGAUUCAUAUAACAAUGAAAGGAAAAAGAAAUUCAAUAUCUACUAAACAUUGUGAAGAAGGUGUAGGAGAAGAUAGAAUCAGCAAAUUACCGGAUAGUCUGAUUCAUGAAAUUCUCUCUUACAUUGAUGUGAAAUUUGUAGUACGAACCAGUGCUUUGUCAAAAAGAUGGAAAAAUGUUUGGAUUUCUCUCCCGUUUGUAAAAUCAGGUUGGACUUCAUUUAUACAAGGUAAAGAGAGAAGAUAUAUGUUUACUGAUAAUUAUGUGACUCUCAAUAGGAUACAUGAUAGAUUUGUAGGUUUUAUCGAUAGGGUAUUCGAAUUCCAACUCUGAUAUACAGGUGAUUAGGUUGGGGUUUCUUGUACUUAAUGAUACCUUAGUAGAAACUCUGAAUAGGUGGAUCCUUGAAGCCGUAAAUCAUAAUGUUCAAGAGCUAACUAUAAUUGCUGUUCACUUUCCAAAUCCAAACUCAACAUAUGAGAUUCCUCAUCAACUCCUUAAUUGUAAAUCAUUGAAGACUUUGAGUUUUACAUUCAUUAGUCAACAUUUUGAUAGCUACACAAAUGUUAUUCUACCCAAGUCGAUGAGUUUACCUCAAAUCAAAAAACUAUCGCUCAAUGGAAUUUCAGUCUCCAAUUUAGAGUUACAGAGGCUUUUCUCAAGUUGCCCACCUAUGGAAAUGGUAGUCAUACAAAACUGUGAUGUACAGAUGAACAAUCAAAGGAAUAUCAUUAUUGAUUCUCACAGCCUUCAAUUUUUUUUGGCAAUCAAUUCGUUGACUUGCACCACCAAGAUAUCUGCUCCAAUUGUCAAAGACUUCAGAUGCACAGGCUUCAUGACAGAGGAUUUUUCGCUAGAAAACUUUUCUUCUCUAGUUGGUGCUCAUCUUAAUAUGAGAUUAAGAAAACCAGAAGCAUAUGAAACCGCAGAAACAUAUUCCGAGCUGUCCACGGAGGAAAAAGAAGUGUUUGCUAAGCGUAUGAUGAAAUAUCUGGGAGCGGUUCAUAAGGUGCAUCACCUGACACUAUCAUAUGGGUUCCUUGAGGUUCUCUUACAUGCUCCUGGCUCGUUAGACUGUGAACCUACUCAACUGUGUGAUUUAGAAACUCUGAAGCUGGAAAUGAGCUUUACAAGAGGUUGCUUGCGUUCAAUUGCUUACUUGCUCAAGAUCUCUCCUAUUUUGAUGAGUCUUAUCCUUACAUCAAAGGAGUCUAAUUUAGCAGAAGUUGGAGAUGAUUGGGAAGCAGGAUUGUCACUGACGUGCAUGUUUUCUCACCUCAAGUCUGUCGAGAUCAGAGAGGUGGAAGGAUUUGAUAAUGAACUCAAAUUUCUGAAAUUUUUGUUGAAAAACUCGAUGGUUUUGGAGAAAUUGGUUCUGUUCUUUCGGUCUAGAUAGAGGGAGACACAUAAGGAGAUUCAAGAGGAAUUUAAAACUACUUCCAACAGCUUCUUCAAGUAUCCAAAUGCACUUCUUUUGACCUUUGAAGAUGGCACUGUGAGCUUCCUAGAACGAGACACAUGAAGCGAUUUAAAAUAAGCUAAGAGCACUUCCAAUAGCUUAUUCAGGUAUCACGUUUGUGUUCUUUAAACCUUAGUUGAUGACACUCAUAGCCAGAUUACUGAAAUUUGUAUACCUUCUAUAUUUAUAUAGGAAGCUUUUGGAAAUUUUUGGAUUCCCUGAAAUUCAUGGUUAAUGUUUUUUUGAGCUGCCUUAUAUAUGUCAAUGCUGAGACAAGUGAACCAUCUUAUGUUUU